Messenger RNA from Lutra lutra (Eurasian river otter), 6895 nucleotides. RefSeq names its product ceramide synthase 6 (gene CERS6). Gene Ontology annotation, molecular function: sphingosine N-acyltransferase activity; DNA binding. Gene Ontology annotation, biological process: ceramide biosynthetic process. The transcript has 11 exons. Gene Ontology annotation, cellular component: membrane. The record is from RefSeq and is a predicted model, not a curated record. Lineage: Eukaryota; Metazoa; Chordata; Mammalia; Carnivora; Mustelidae. The coding region runs from base 178 to 1356 and encodes 392 amino acids.
CAGCGCGGCCAGAGGGAGGAGAGAACCGGGGCUCGCCGCGAGCCUUCGAGAGCAGCGGUCGCGGAGGCGGCAGCGGCGGCACAGGCUAGGGCCAGCCGCGCGCGCAUCCCUCGGCGCCCGGCGCGGCGGAAAGCUCGGCGGGCCGCGGGAGCCCGCGAUUGGAGUGGACAAAGCAAGAUGGCAGGGAUCUUAGCCUGGUUCUGGAACGAGAGGUUUUGGCUCCCGCACAAUGUCACCUGGGCGGACCUGAAGAACACGGAGGAAGCCACCUUCCCGCAGGCUGAGGACCUCUAUCUCGCCUUCCCCCUAGCCUUCUGCAUCUUCAUGGUGCGGCUCAUCUUCGAAAGAUUUGUAGCCAAACCAUGUGCCAUAGCCCUCAACAUACAGGCCAAUGGACCACAAAUUGCCCAGCCAAAUGCCAUUCUGGAAAAGGUCUUCACUGCAAUUACGAAGCAUCCUGAUGAAAAGAGAUUGGAAGGCCUCUCCAAGCAGCUGGACUGGGAUGUUCGCAGCAUUCAACGCUGGUUUCGACAAAGAUGCAACCAGGAGAAGCCAAGCACGCUGAGGAAGUUCUGUGAAAGCAUGUGGAGAUUUUCAUUUUCCCUUUAUGUAUUUACCUAUGGAGUCCGGUUCCUAAAAAAGACGCCCUGGUUGUGGAAUACAAGGCACUGCUGGUACAACUACCCCUAUCAGCCACUCACAACUGACCUUCACUACUAUUAUAUCCUGGAGCUGUCGUUUUAUUGGUCUUUAAUGUUUUCCCAGUUCACUGAUAUCAAAAGAAAGGACUUUGGCAUUAUGUUCCUGCAUCACCUUGUAGCUAUUUUCUUGAUUUCCUUUUCGUAUGUCAACAAUAUGGCCCGAGUAGGGACCCUGGUCCUCUGUCUUCACGAUUCAGCUGAUGCUCUUCUAGAGGCUGCCAAAAUGGCAAAUUAUGCCAAGUUUCAGAAAAUUUGUGAUCUUCUGUUUGUUAUGUUUGCCAUGGUUUUUAUCACCACACGACUGGGUAUAUUUCCGCUCUGGGUGUUAAAUACCACAUUGUUUGAAAGCUGGGAGAUCGUUGGACCUUACCCUUCCUGGUGGGUUUUUAAUCUACUGCUGUUGCUAAUACAAGGCUUGAACUGCUUCUGGUCUUACUUAAUCGUAAAAAUAGCUUGCAAAGCUAUUUCAAAAGGCAAGGCUGGGAAGUGGAACCCUUUACAUGUGUCCAAGGACGACCGAAGUGAUAUCGAAUCCAGCUCAGAUGAGGAAGACUCCGAACCUCCAGGGAAGAACCCUCACACGGCGACCACCACCAAUGGGACCAGCGGUACCAACGGGUACCUCCUGACUGGGUCUUGCUCCGUGGAUGAUUAGUUCCUCAAAACUACAAGUCCCAAACAAAGUGAACUGUUUGUUCCUGGAAGUAUUUAAUAAGUUGCAAAUGCAGUUCCUUUCAUUAUAUCUCAGCACCAGAAAAAAAAAAUUAGGAUUAUCAAAGCAUUUUGAAUAGUGCACUGCCAUAUGUCCUGUCUGUGAAUGAAGAAGAAUUACCAUUCUCUAUACGUAGGCAUGCUGUAUGUAAUUGACACAAGGGAACAGUAUUUGCAUUUGUACUGUCUUAGAAUAUUAUUUAUAUUUCUUUUUUGUUUGUAAAUCUGUGGACAAAAGAGGGUUUCCUCACCCCUUUUACUCUCUGGGUUCAUGACAGUGAGGGAGAUGCUCCAUGUGCUUCUACCCCUUUCUAUUGCUGUAACUCAGUUUGAUAGGAGUCUCAGCUUACCUUGUCACUUAAAGCACGCAAAACCCAGUGCAAGAUUCUCGUACUGCUCCGAAUAGGUUUGCUUUCUUUGUGUUACUGUGCCGGUUUUGAAAUUGCCUAUAUAGCCUCAGUGACCAUUUUCCCUGUGUAAAGUUUAAGCAGGAUGAGCUAGGCUUUUUAAUUGCCACUCUUCAUGGUCGAUUCGCACAGCUCAAAUUAAAGACUAUGGUUUUUUGAGAACUUUAAAAAAUUGUUUUGUAUUAAAUUGCUAUGGAAUAGACAUCAUUUCUUGUGCACACAGCCAGGAUAUCCCCAGUGAGUACGGUAGCCAGCUGGAGAUGAAUUUUGUAGGUUACAGAGGUUUGUGUGUGUUUGUGUGUUUUUGUUGUUGUUGUUUUUAUUCCCUCUUAUGAGGUCAGUGCUCUGGCUCUGAAGGAGGACCUUUGCUUAAGGUCAUAGUUAGAGACAAUGAAAUUGCUCUUACUACUGGGAAUUUGUCCCAUGCUCUGAGAAUAACAGAAAGAGAAAGCUGAUUUCAACCAGAUUUCAGCACUACCCCUAUAAUUGCCACAAUCUCCUGUCGUGUCAUGAAAAAAAAAAGAAGCUAAGUAUAUUUUGGCGCAGCAAAGAAGACUUUGAACAGCUGGCAAAGGUCAGCCGUAGCCCAAAGCGCUUUCUUGCAGCCAGCAUUCGAGGAAUUGCACUAUCUAGUAUUUGAUCUUGGUGUCUGGAUUUUUCUGAGCAAAAUAAAGCCAAUGGGAGAAGGACAAUUUUACUGUUUGUCUUUUCUCCUUAAAUAUGACCCAGACUGACUCUCCUUUUGCUAAAAACUGAGCAGUGUUGCACCUGAAGCACUCUGGUUUGUUUCUUUGAAGACUUGUUCGGUUUCCAGGAGUUUUUAUUCAAAUAGAGCUAUUUCCAAAAAAAUAAUUAAAAUUCUACUGGACUAUGGCAAUAUCAGCAAUGAGAAAGACUGCUGAAAAUAAGUUGCUAUAGUCUUCUGACACAGCAGUGUUAUUUAUGUAUAAAUAAGAAAACCAUUCACAUAAACCAAAGAUUUUAUCUCUUCCCUUCCAACUUUUAGUAAGGGGGAAUAAAAAGGUAUUACAAACACUUAUUUCAUAAACAAUACAAGAGUCUAACCCCAUAAUGUAGUAAGUAGCAUAAAUGUGUGAGUUAGGGGAUAGUAAAGACCGCAGCAUCAGAAAUACUAAGGAGUGCAUGUCCUGCUUACAGCCAUUCACAUUCGAUUCAAACUUUUGAAAAAAUGGAAAUAAAUCUUUGUGCCCACAAUUUGCAACCUGUACAUUAAUAGUUAAGAUAAUGCCCCCAAACAGAAAAAAACCUCACACCGUAAUAUUAAAUCUUUCCCUACCUACAUAUGAAAUAGUCUGUUUCUGAUAAGGCCCAUAAUGAUAAUUGAAGAGCCUUAGACGUAUGUCUGCUUGUUUAUUGAGAAAACGAUGCAACUAAUUCUUCUCGUAAAACCUUGUUAUUUUAUUUCACAAAACAGGGGUAUGUUUAGGAGUGUAAUUUGUGGAUGGUUUGAGACCAGUCAUAAAACAUCAAAAUUUCUUGUUAGUCAUCUGAACAUCUGCUGAAAUACAGAUAUAUAAAAUGAAACAGCAUAUUACAGCUGAAAAAUGUUGGGACGGUGCAAGUUUCCUUUCUUAUCAACUAAACUAUGGGGAAGAAAAGUGAAUUGUACCUUGCUGUAGUGUCUGGGGCAAGUCUUCAAAAGGGAGAAAUAAACCAGAGAACCACCAUGUGUUCAAAUUCGGGUCAUCUAAUACUCUACCACAGAAGAAUAAUUUCAAAAGAUUGGCUCGUAAAUUAAUGGUUUGGGGGAGUUGCAUGGAAAGACGUAAACCGAGUCUGUCCUUAGCAAAGGCAAAUCUAAGCAAUUUUUUAUUUUUCCCAAAAGUCCCUUGGAAGGAGGACUGAGAACACUCAGAGCUUCAGUGACCAGUGACAUUCACUUAACACAGUCCCCUAUGUAUCUAUAGAUUUUUAUUUCAUUUUGCAUUUUAGGGCAAAGCGUUCUUUUUGAUUAAUCAAAGUGGUGUUUGUAGACCUGUGAAGAUGCAAAAUAAUAUAUUUCUGUCUACUCCUCCCCCUUAUCAUGGUGGCAUGAUAAGACUGAGAGAGAAAAAUAUGUGAGAUAUCUUAUCUUCUACUUGUGCCAGGCCAUAGCUUUGGAAGUGUGUUUUGUAUAUGCAGCUGUAGGUUACUGACAGUGUUGUUUCCCAUUAAUUACCUUAGCCCGUGUUGAUAGCUCCUUCCCCCUGGUCAUAUUCAAACCCUUCCAGGAUACCAAGGGGUGUGUAGGAAGGAGUCUAGAAAAAGUAAUAUUUUAUUCUCUAAUGCUAUAUAGCUUUUCUAGAUCUCUUAGUGGAGAAAAAAAGUAGAAAACAAGUAGAAUUUGGCCGUGGGUCAAUAAAUGAUAGGACAGUGUGUGAUCUAUGUAUGUACAUUUAUGUUUCUCCAAAAACGUAAAACCAAAAGAGCACUGACUCAUCCUUAUCCAUAUUCUUUUCAUAAAAACUAUCCACUGUAUAUAAGAGAAACUUCCCACCUCCCUCUCAACUUCCUGUUCAUGCCACUCACCCAGAUGAGAGUUGAUAGGAUCCUUUCUCUUGCCUCAGGCUAAGAUCACAGAGGGCCUAAGGUCAGCAUGUAAGCCAAAUGUAGUUCACAUUUCCAAAUUUAGUGGUACACAUGUGGAGAAUUGAAUAACUGUCAGUAUUUUGGAUGAUUAAGCUGAAUGUUGGGGAAAAUGCAUAUGGGUGCUGUUUCACCCCAAGGUUUUGUUAUCAUCCAACUCCUGCCAGGCUGCUAGACAGAUGGUGUCCUGAGGUACCAUCAGAUAAUGAAACAGGUAUCAGAGAAUGAUGGGCUAGGAAGAAAGGUAGACUCCCCAAUGAAAGCAAGAAGUUGGGUGAGAGAAAUCACUCUUUAGUGAGAUAAAAUCAGACCAUGUUUAGCCAAAAUGGUGGGUGAGCCUCAAAAUGUCCCAUUCUAUUGCCAACUUUCCAUUCUGAGUAUUUGGUAGAGGUUGGGUUUGAGUGAACUACAUGCUUUCACAUGAGGCAGGAAGGGCCUGGAUCUCCCACUUCAUGUGUUUGAACCUCAUCAUUAUUUGGGCUGAUGUAAAAAAGGAGAUUUCAGUUCACCUGAGUCUUUGCAAAAGAGCUCUUCUGAGAAAACUUUAUGGACCCCCAUCAUUGUUCCCAUUCUGUUCAUGACUUUGUAUCAAUAGUUAUUUUUGUCCCUUUCUCAGAAUGUUAAUGCCAAAGUUGCCUGAAUAUUUGCGUGUUUUUUCUUAAUUUGAAGCGUACAGAAUAAUUCCAAAGGUGUUAAGAGAUUCUGUUUGUUUGUGUAUGUGAUGAUGUCGUUAAUGUCCAGAGAGGCUUCAAGAAAUCCUUUGGAAACAAGAGGUUAAAUGUUUACAUUUCCUGUGAUAGUUGAGGUCUUAAGAUACUAAUUAGCUUACUUAUUUUUUUUUCUUUGUCUUUGGCUGAUUCUGCUUUGUAGAUAAAUAGUAUCCCUGAAAUCUUUAGGACAUUCAAUUAAGAAAAAACCAAAUUAGGUCAAACUCAGCCUGAUGAGAAAGUGAUGACAAGCCGCGUCAGUUUUUAGGUAACUCAUGUGGGACGAGAAAAUGCAGUUAGCUCUGGUUAUUACACUUGCUCUCCAGCAUGUUGUUCAUGAAAGGAAUACCCUCAGUAAUCCUAACAGUCUUUGAAGUCAUGCAUAAUGCCACAGAUAGUAAUUGGUACUGGUUCACUGUGGCCACAGUAGUUGUUGAUGGAAGCAGGCCAGAGAAGGACCCUGUGGUCCACCUUUAUGUAUACGGUCCCUUCCCUUCCUCUAAGGGACCCCCCAGUAGACGCUGGGGAGGCCUAUCCAUUUGUCCACUCUGUGCAGUUUUAAUGUCUCUCAUAUAUAUUCAGGGGGAACAUCGCUGAUGCUGGUUUUCAUGGAGAAAACUUGAUUAGAGGACAUAAAGCAUUAUAUAUAAGGAACAGUUAGUAAGCUCCGCAGACACGGAAAGAAGAACCUGAACUUUUUCCAGGUCUUUGUAACUGAAGUUCAGCCUCGAAGCCUUUGAAAGGAAUGGCUUAGCAAAGGGCCACAAGCUAGGACCCCAUCAGCUCAAAGAAAUAAAAGUCUCUGCAGCCAGAUGGCCUGUCGUUUGGCAUCUUCACAAGACUAGGUCUUCUCAAGAUUGCCAGGAACUGGUGGGAGGGGUCGGUUAGCCCAAGAUCUAUCUGUUCAUCUCAUCCACCCACAUUCCUCUCAGCCUCCUGGAACUCUUGAUAAGAAGAAACCAAAAUAUUGUCACUUAUCUGCCAUCAACUUCCCAACAGACUUUGGAUCAGUGGUUGACCACACUUCUUUUCUCUGACUGAUUCCAUUUUUCUUAAAAAGUAUUGGGCCCAUGUAAUCUUGUUUUCCUCCAGAGGCCCAUGAAAGCUUGGUUCCCUGUUUUGCUAUAUGUUGCAUGGCCUGGAAACCAGGGACAACAGCUGUUGGUAUGAUUUCUAUGUUAAAUGAAAAAUUAGAUCUUAGAUCAUUUUUUUUUCUCUUGGAUCUACAGUAAUUUUUCUAAACUGUCAUAAAACCGCCCUUAAAAAAUUAGAGGCUUUUAAAGAUUAGUUGCCAAAGAUAAAUGAGCUCUAUAAUAGCAACAGUUCUGUGGCAAUUCUGGGAGUUUAACUUAGAGACUCAUUGAAGAUGGAAUACCCCCUCCAAGUUUGAUCUCCAAAAGUUUCGUAAAGCCUCUAAGCCUAUGAUUCUCAUCAGCUCUAGGUGUGCCCAUAGAAUCAGUUACCUCCAUAGCCAUUUGUGGCCAAGCAAGGGGGAGAGGGUUCGUUGGGGAUUUGAUUUUUUUUUUCAAUUUGCAGUGAGAAAUAGGAUAGGUGACAAAAGCGUAACUUGUUUUCUUAAGACAAUUCAGUGCUUGAGCAUCUCUGUCAGAAAUGGAAUGAUGUACUGUUAGCCAAUUAGAAUUAUUUUAUGUAUUGUUACUGUGUUUUGCUGAUUUUUAUAUGAAAAUAUAAUUAUUCAUUCUUGAUCUCUGGAAGCAAUCAUUAUGAGGAUCAUUUUACUUUGGAAACACUUUUCAUAAUAAAGAUAAGUAUUAAGAGUCAA